AUGUCAUCUACAUACAUCACCAUCGCAGAUGUUCCAGUAGGAUACACUGUUCCACCUUUCCCGUCACUGUACUGGCCGCUUCACAGCGAACAGUACCAAGUGUCGUAUCUAUAUUACUUGGAAGAUAUGUGGCGGUUUACCGUGAUCUGGACGGUGAUAUUCUUCUCAACGUUCUACGGAGCAGCUGGUGUGUGGGCAGCGUUCCUACACAGAAAAAUCGCAAACACGGUCUGGAUCCUAGUCGUGUACCUGGCUGUCGGCUCUCUCCAGGGCUUUGUAUCCGGUACGAUCUUUUCACUUGUCCUAGGCGCAAUAUACAACGCUGGUGUAUUUGCCAUGUCCACCUGGAUCCCGAUGUGUGCCGGUGUGGUUCAGAUCCUCUUUGUCGUCAUCGCAUCAUACUCGCUGACUGCGGGAAUCCUAUGA
This is a messenger RNA of Williopsis jadinii, 426 nucleotides long. It is a transcript of the gene MAY24, whose product is annotated as May24p. The record is from RefSeq and is a predicted model, not a curated record. Bases 1 to 426 code for a protein of 141 amino acids. Lineage: Eukaryota; Fungi; Ascomycota; Saccharomycetes; Phaffomycetales; Wickerhamomycetaceae. The transcript is spliced from 3 exons.